GAUAAAUAGUCCUAAAACCAUGUUGCCUCGCGGUUAGUCACGAGAUUAUUCAUUUUUUUUGCUAGAGUUGUUCCUCAACUAACAGCACAGUGCAGGCUGCAUCAUGAUUUAACAAUAGCACUACAUUCUGCGGGGUGGAAACUGCGGGCCCUGAAAAAACGGUGAACCCGGAAAUCCAGGGGAAAAACUCAGAAGGAGUUGUAUGGGUAUUAAAAAGCAGCUGUGUACAUUAUUGAGUUGGAAGCAACAUGGCGGCCGGAGUGUGCAGUUGAACUGGCGACACGGUAAUAGUUGCAUUGCCAUCGACGCGGCUUGGUGGCGAGUCAGCUUUGGAAGACAAUAGAUGCGUCAGUGGCUUUGUUUUUAGAUUUGUAUGAGUCAUUGGACGGGACCGUUCAGUAACCUGACUUACUCUCUCCGGGAAGAUGUUCUCCUCAGAUGGUAGAGGCUGGGGUUAUGACCAGGAUGAGGAGGUUAUUGGCGCGAUGGGAUGCCAUCUGACCUGGAUGGAUCUCCAUGGUAUUGACAGGAGGACCCUGACACGGGAGAAGGAACUGUUGGAAGGGAAAGAGGUUGACUUCCAGACCAGACCUUCCCUCUGGCUCUCCGUGACCAAUCUCCUUGGCUUCGUCUACUACUCCCUAGGGAUGAUCCAAGAGGCUGAGGAGAAGUUUGAAGAGGUGCUGACCAAGGAUGCCAACAACAUGAAUGCUGUGGGGAAUCUGAUGGUCAUCUACAGGAGGCAGUCCCGGAUGACGCAGUACAGAGCUAGCUUGAAGAUCCUCCGGGAGCUACUGGCCAAGAGGGAUGCCCUCCACCUUGCUCGGUCUUACGCUGACCGGGCCUUCGCCCUCCGUAACUUUCAGGAGCACCGGAGAUGCUUCACAUACCUGUCGCACAUCAGUAAAGCAGUGCAGUGUGCUGAGGGGGCGGUGACAACUCCCGAGAGAGCCGAGUGGAUGUACGACUAUGGCCUGGCACUGCACCGGCGGUACAUGCAGAUGCUGGACAGUGGAGUGGUCCAGGAAGAGAGAGAAGCCGAACAAGGGAUGCGGGAGGUUGUAGAAUGCUUUCAUCGAGUGACCGGGAUAGAGGGAGUGAGCUUGGAUCUCCAAGGACUGUCCUGGGUUUAUAUAGGCACCCUUCUCUCGGCUUGUCCUGGAAAAACACUGGCAGAUGCUCUGGAAGACGAUACCUGUACCUUCACGGCCACCGAUUGCUUCGCAAAAGCUCUAGAUCUUCAGCCAGACAAUGCUGAAGUCCUGGGAAACAUCGGAGCUCAGUUCAUGGAACUCAAGAUGUAUGAUCGGGCAAAGGAGCUUCUAGACAGAAGCCUACUCAAGAAGGAGUCUUGGCUCGCAUUCAGGGGCCGUGCUUUGGUAUCCAUGAAGAUGUACGAAGACCAAGACCUCCAGACUCAACUCUCGAAAGACAAGUUGGAUGGACUCUUGCAAGGAGCUCUCUCUGAUUUAUCUCGGGCAGUGGAAUUAAAGGAGACCCAUGCUGACUUCUCCGACCUGGGUUAUGUCUACUUUUUGUUGAAGCAGCCAUACAAAGCUCUUCGGUACUUCAGCAACGCCAUCAAGAGCGACCAGGAUGACAACUUUGAUCCUUCGCUGACCCACGAGCGCUGGGCCAAGUGCCUGACAUCUCUUGGAGAGGAGGAAGGCGCCGCCAUGCAGUCCAGGCAGAAAGAGAAGUCACGUGGGAGGAUGAGGGAGCAGGCAACUGCUCUCGAGGAAGCCUGGCGGCACCGUCACGGCGUCAACUGCCAGGGAUUUGAGUGCGACUUGGCCCGCUUUGACUACUGCGCCGAGGACCGGCCGGGCUACGCAAACGUUCUUGGGGAUGAUUCUCCCACACCGGAUGUGGUACGCUACGUUAGUCGCAACCAGGGCGCCUUUAAGUAUGACUUCUUCAUCAGCUUCUCUCACAUCGACCACAAGUGGACAGUAGCACUGGUCAAGCGGCUGGAAAAGGAGUUUAACGUCAGAGGGAACAUCAGAUACAGAGAUUAUCAGCUUGGGGCAGCCAUUGCAGAGAACAUUGCAGAGUCUGUGACAAACUCUUACCGCACUUUGAUCAUCAUGACUCCUGACUCCCUCAGAGAUCAGUGGUGUCGAUACGAAGUUCAGCGGGCUCACAUGACGAACCUGCAGCGGCCCUGCGUCGUACCCAUCAUGCUUCGCCCCUGCCUCGUGCCCAGGGAGCUGGAGCACCUGACUUUCAUCAGGUGCCAGAAGGGGCAGUUCAAGGCCGAGGACUGGUACCGUCUCGGCCAAUCACUUUGCCAGUUUAGCCAGGAUGUACAACCUCAUUGGCCGGAGAGACGUGGAGAUGACACAGACACGCGCUGAUUGGCCAAUCACAGAUGAGAAUUACAGAUGGUGUCAUCUGAACGUAUUACUGAUUGGUUGCAGUGGCACAUAUCUGAUUUCAUUUUUAUUCGCUGUGAAUCCAGUUAUCUUAAGGCUUGGGGAAAACAAAAGGAUUUUUUUCCCCUCUAGUUUGGGGCUUUUGAAGCCUUUAAAAUGAGAGAUGUCUGAUUUGGGCAAGGGGC
Molecule: messenger RNA, 2560 nt
Organism: Patiria miniata (bat star)
Lineage: Eukaryota; Metazoa; Echinodermata; Asteroidea; Valvatida; Asterinidae
Exons: 3
Coding region: 426-2357 (643 amino acids)
Biological process (GO): signal transduction
Molecular function (GO): protein binding
Source: RefSeq, a predicted model, not a curated record